This is a messenger RNA of Labrus mixtus (cuckoo wrasse), 1759 nucleotides long. Its product is annotated as cell division control protein 42 homolog. Gene Ontology annotation, biological process: small GTPase-mediated signal transduction; modification of synaptic structure. Gene Ontology annotation, cellular component: dendritic spine. The record is from RefSeq and is a predicted model, not a curated record. Gene Ontology annotation, molecular function: GTPase activity; GTP binding. The transcript has 6 exons. Bases 107 to 682 code for a protein of 191 amino acids. Lineage: Eukaryota; Metazoa; Chordata; Actinopteri; Labriformes; Labridae.
CACACGCCCUAUAUCCGACUUCCGCUCAGGGGGAGUCUGUAGUUUCCGUGAAGCACCUGAACGUCUCAUAGCUUUACCAACACUCCAGCGGCUGAGCGCGGACACGAUGCAGACUAUAAAGUGUGUGGUGGUGGGUGACGGAGCGGUGGGAAAGACGUGUCUUCUCAUCUCCUACACCACCAACAAGUUCCCCUCUGAAUACGUCCCCACGGUGUUUGAUAACUAUGCAGUGACGGUGAUGAUCGGUGGUGAGCCGUACACUCUGGGACUGUUCGACACUGCAGGUCAGGAGGACUAUGACAGGCUGCGACCCCUCAGCUACCCUCAGACCGACGUCUUCCUCGUCUGUUUCUCCGUCGUGUCGCCGUCAUCUUUCGAGAAUGUCCGAGAGAAGUGGGUGCCAGAGAUCACACAUCACUGCCCUCGCACGCCGUACCUGCUGGUCGGCACUCAGGUGGAUCUGAGAGACGACAGCAACACUCUGGAGAAGCUGGCCAAGAACAAGCAGCGAGCCGUGACCUACGAGGGCGCCGAGAAGCUGGCUCGAGAUCUGAAGGCCGUCAAGUACGUGGAGUGUUCGGCUCUCACUCAGAAAGGACUGAAGAACGUGUUUGACGAGGCCAUCCUGGCUGCUCUGGAGCCUCCAGACACCAAACCUAAGAAACGCUGCGUGCUGAUAUAAACGCCACGAGAGGAGGAGGAGGAGGAGGAGGGGGAGGAGGAGGAGGAGGGGGGUUGUGUGAAGGAGGACGUGGCAUUGUAACUAGGUCUUUAGCCGUAGUAACUUAAAGUGGGCGUGGUUUUGGAACAAACAAACAGACUUUAUUUUCAUUAUAAACAAACAAUACUGACACAUAUGGACUAACACGGGGUUAAACUGAGGGAGGAGGCGGCGUGCAGAAACAGAGGACCACUGUGUUCCUCACCUCCUCCUCUUCUUCUCUCCUCCUACUUCCUGUCCUCCUCGCCGGACUGGAAACCAAGUGCUUGAUGGUGUGCCAGCACCCCCUAGAGGCCUUACUGGGGAGACGCUCAGUUUAAAGAUUCUUCUGUUUCUGUUCGACCACAAAGUCUCUAAAGACUCGUUAACGCCCCGGGUCCACCCAGCGUUAAAAAAAAAGAAAGUGUUUUCAACGAGUAGAGAGCGUUCUCAGCAGCAGGCGGACGCCCGGAGAAAAACGGCAGCGCUGAUUUUUUUUUUUUUUUUUUUUUCUGAGCGCUCACAUUAAAAAUCUUUCAACUCUUCAGAAAGGCGCUGAUGAUGUCACCGGCGCUCUUUUCCACAUCCCCCGUAGUUUUAACCGCCUACAGAUCGUGUCUAUUCCCGAGCGCAGAGCUAAUGCUUUUCUUCCCGUAAUCAAACGGCACGUGGUCGUCCUGUUGAUUUUAAACUGAGCGUCUCUCCUUUGAAACGAACAAAGAUUUCCACUCUGCUUUUUUAUUAGUUUUGUUUAUGAUGAUGAGGAUCAUUCACACGAGUGUUAGAAAUAUAUUUAGCUUCUUGUUGUUUCUACGGGAACGAUGUUUUCGAUAUUUUUACUUUUACUUGAUGCCUGAGGCCAACAGCGAGCGAGCGAGAGAGAGAGAGAGCGAGAGGGUCAUCGGCUGCCUGGUUUGAUAUCAAACGAUCCUUUGAAUCAUGAAGACAUCUGGAGCAUUAUUUUGGUUCCAGAUGUUGAAACACUGCUCGGUGUUUGAUGAUGAAUGUUGGACCUGAUGGCUGUUAAAUAAUAAAAACUUGAAUGUUGCUUCACUUUGA